This is a messenger RNA of Elgaria multicarinata webbii, 1143 nucleotides long. RefSeq names its product parapinopsin-like. NCBI's taxonomy places the organism in Eukaryota, Metazoa, Chordata, Lepidosauria, Squamata, Anguidae. Gene Ontology annotation, biological process: phototransduction; G protein-coupled receptor signaling pathway; cellular response to light stimulus. The transcript is spliced from 4 exons. Gene Ontology annotation, molecular function: G protein-coupled photoreceptor activity. Bases 1 to 1143 code for a protein of 380 amino acids. Gene Ontology annotation, cellular component: photoreceptor outer segment; plasma membrane. The record is from RefSeq and is a predicted model, not a curated record.
AUGAAGUCUGAAAUUAAUUCCAACUCAACAUUCAAUCUGAGCACAUUUACAGAUGAACCAAGAACUGGACUCUCUAGAACGGGGCACACCAUUGUGGCAGUUUUUCUUGGACUCAUAUUACUUUUUGGGUUCAUAAAUAACUUGAUUGUCCUCAUCCUCUUCUGCAAAUUUAAAACCUUGCGCAACCCUGUGAACAUGCUGCUGCUGAACAUUAGUGCCAGUGAUAUGCUGGUCUGCAUCUCUGGUACAACAUUCAGCUUCAUAUCCAACAUCUAUGGCAAAUGGAUUGGGGGGGAAUAUGGCUGCAGGUGGUACGGCUUUGUCAAUUCCUGUUUUGGUAUUGUGUCCCUGAACUCGCUGGCCAUCCUGUCUUAUGAACGUUACAGCACCCUCACCCUUACAAAUAAACGUGGCUCUGACUACCAGAAGGCACUGCUAGGAGUUGGAGGCUCCUGGCUCUAUUCUCUCAUUUGGACAGUCCCCCCUCUCAUUGGCUGGAGCAGCUAUGGGCUUGAGGGGGCAGGUACCAGCUGUUCGGUCCGAUGGACUUCUGAAUCACCAGAGUCGGUGUCCUAUAUCAUCUGUCUCUUCAUAUUCUGCUUAGUCAUCCCUGUAAUGAUCAUGAUCUACUGCUAUGCCCGCCUCUUUUAUGCUGUCAAACAGGUUGGGAAAAUCCGGAAGACUUCUGCCCGUAAAAGAGAAUUCCAUGUACUCUUCAUGGUGAUCACAACCAUCAUCUGUUACCUGAUUUGUUGGAUGCCCUAUGGAGUUAUAGCACUCCUUGCAACGUUUGGUAGGCCAGGCUUGGUGUCUCCAGUAGCAAGUGUCAUACCAUCCAUCCUGGCGAAAAGCAGUACCGUGUGCAAUCCAAUCAUCUAUAUCCUUAUGAAUAAGCAGUUCUAUAAAUGCUUUCUUGUGCUUUUCCGCUGCAAACCUCCUUCAGCUGCUGAUGGAGAAACUAUAUGCCAGUCAAAGGUCAUGGCCAUCCGGUUAAACCAGAAAGCAGAAGGUGGAGUUACAUGCAACAGCCAAGUACUUCCACAAACAGAUGAAAAAAUGGUCUGCCUCCUCAGCCCAGAGUCCAGCAUGGAGCCAGUUUCAGAGAACACACCACAGCUGUCCAAGGAAAAUUCACUCUUGUGA